UUUGAGUCAAUUUAUGAUUGUUAGUGUGUAUUUCUAAGUAUAAAGUUGUUUCAUUAAGUCAUCACUGUAAAAUUUUUUCAGAGAUAUUAUAAACAUGUGCUGCUUCACAAAUACUGCAAAUUUCCUGCUUCUUUAAAGCAGAAACUGCUAGUAGGGCUCUACCCUCUUGCUCAGUUAAUUCUCUUUGAUUUUGAUGUGCUUUUGGAGGCAUGGUGGGUAGUUGAAUUAAGGAAGGCAAAACAACGCCUAGAAUUUUGAUGAGGUGCGGUGCUCGCUAGUGAAAUACGUUAAUUCGUUUUAGUGUUUGCUCUAUCAUAUCCGUGAUCCAGACCUACUUUUGUUUAUCAUUGUUGCCUCCGCACACCGAAGAUGACGAUCCAUCGUGUGCUCCCUGCUAAGAGCAGGGAAACUAUCUUCGUAGCUUUCGGCUUCCUCGAUAUUUAAUAUCAUUGCCCAAUAAUAUCAGUGGUGUUCCACGUUCUAGUGUGAGAAAUAUUGGCAUACGGUUCUACACUCAUUUCCCUUCUUCCACUUUCCAAUCGAUUCCGGAUUUCAGAUUCAGCAAGAGGUUCUACACAGACUUCUCUCAGAAAUGGUCGAGCUUAGAAAACGUAAAGCACCGGCGCCGCUGCCUGUGCCUGAAAAAAAGAGUAAGAACCCACGACGACCGCGGAACGCCACGAAGGAAGAGCCAGCCAAUGGAACAGAUGCCAGUCACACUGGGUCUCCUUCAGGCAACGUACGUCCCACUGUUGGCCAAACCAUCGAUCUGGAUGGAUUCGGGGGCGAGAUCGAAACUAAUGAUGGUACGAAAACUACACUCAAAGCGCUUGUGGAUGCGAGCAAGUCGGGCGUGGUCCUAUUCACGUACCCUAGAGCUUCAACUCCAGGCUGUACAAGGCAAGCUUGCCUGUUUCGUGACAACUACGACGCUCUCAUCUCCGAUGGCCUAUUGAUCUACGGUCUAUCGACGGAUUCCCCCAAAGCGAACACCGCGUUCAAAUCUAAGCAGAAUCUUCCCUAUCCUCUUCUCUGUGACACCAAUGCUACAUUGAUUAAGGCACUGGGGCUUAAGAAGGUACCGAGAGGAACAGUCAGGGCUGUCUUUGUGAUUAACAAAGAGGGGAAAGUUCUGCUCCUGCAACCUGGAGGUCCAGAGAGGACAGUCGAAGCAGCCAAACAACUGGUCAGUGCUGAGUCUGGAAAGAAUGAGAAUGGCAAUGCCAACAAUAAUGAAAGUGAAGAACAAGGUGAAGGUGAGGGCAACCGUACCGCAACUGGUGAGGGUAAAGAAUAAAGGGGAAAACAAAAGUUCAGAGAUGUAUAAGGAUACUCCAUGCAGAUUGUGGAAGCAGUGAGAUAAAUGUUUCAACAAGGGAGAAUUAUUGUUUCAAUGUAAACCUGUAGAUGGAAGUCAAAUGAUACACUUGUGGUAAAGAGUGUUACCUGUGCCUGUCAUCACCUACAUGUAUAUCUAUUAUCCAUUGACGAUACCAA
This is a messenger RNA of Monascus purpureus, 1497 nucleotides long. NCBI's taxonomy places the organism in Eukaryota, Fungi, Ascomycota, Eurotiomycetes, Eurotiales, Aspergillaceae. The record is from the annotation of a GenBank genome assembly.